UGCUUCAAAGCUCAGUCCCUCAAUCACCUUUCAGCUCUUCUAACCCCAAUGCCAUGAAGACGAAGCGGCGCCGAUCGCAAUGACGGUGACUCCGUGGUCCACGAACACUCCUUCAAGCGAUCGAAUCGGAAGGAACUUCUCCGGCGAGAAGACGGUGGACGAAGGCAAGGGGCACGUGGACGAGCAGGUUUUAGAACUCCAGUCAGAUGGCGAAUCCACCGGCCUCAAACUCCUAGGGCUUCUACUCCAAUGCGCGGGGUUCGUAGCCAUGGACAAGCUCGACUUCGCCAAUGACCUCGCCGGAGAUCGACAUAUCUCCUUGCCAUUCGGGAUGUCGCCGGAGUGUGUACUUCACCCGAUAACCGCUAAAUUGGUAUCCCUAACUCAGUCGUGGCUUAUCUUCAACGAUUCUUCAAUUUCUGUCAGUGUUCGUUCCAAUUUCCACUUUAAUCAAAUCAAUAGGUGCUACUAGGAAGCAAUGUUAAAUCUCAACUCUGUAAUUUGAGUUCGAUUUCUUGCGACAUCGAACAUGUAGGGUUUCCAUAUAAUGUUAACUUCGUUUACCUGGUUCUUAUUUCGAUCGAGUGUAGGGUUUGGAUUUGAGCUGAUCUGGUCUGAGCUGAUUCCAUUUCUUCUGAUUUUAUAAUGGUAAUGCUGCAUUUGCAACCGCUCAUCCGAGCUUCCGAUCGCUGACCUUGUUUCUCUGCCAUUGGUGAUUUGUCUUUGUUUUCCUGAAAUGCUGCCCGGCUUUCACCUGAUUACAAAUACACAAGGCAGUGACUUCUUCUGAAGAAGUGAUUUGGAUUGCUUCCAACCCAACAGCCACCUCCAAAGUAUUAAGCGAUUACAAGUUGUGACUUCUGAGUUCUGACCGUUAAGUAUUUUCAUUCCAUGCUUAUCUGUGUUUGUUGAUUUGGUGCUGGUAUUAAGUUUUCCGCCAUUCCAUGCGUAGCAGUGUUUGUUGAUCUUUCUUUUAUGUUUUGGAUUCUGUUCUCUGCCUCAUUUGAUUAACAGCAAGUUUCUGCUUCUUUGUUGAGAAGUCUGGGUAGGUUUUCACUUGCUUGAGAAUUCUUGCUGGAUUUAAGAGAGCAAUCUAGUUAUGGAUUAGUAUGUAUGGUUGUGCUUGGUAUUGGCUACCAUUGUUACAAUGGAGUUUCUCCCUGCUUGCAACAUCUAUCCCUGAAGGAAAUUUUGUAUACUUUAUUGUUCACAAAUUACAAGUAUUAUUUAUGUAUCCUAAUUCUUCUCUCUCUUUCUCUGUACAUAUAUCUAUGUAUGCUUAUAUAUAGCUUAUAUAUAUGUAUGUAUAUGAUCUAUAUAUAUUACAAUGACUGAACUGGGGAUCCCUUAACAUUAGGGAUUGAAAAUCGGAAACUAUGCCAAAAUAACUAACGAUGGUAAGAGUACUAUAUUUUGAUUUAGAGCUCAUAAAUGCCCAUCUAUGAUUCAUAAUUUUAAUGCUUAAUAGUGUACUGCCUCUUGCUGUUUAGAUGUAUGGUUGAUAUGAAGUUGAUAACAGACAUGGACUUAACUAUUUAAUUGUGGCAAAUAUGGAAUGUUAUCUCAGAGAUGCUCUGUGUGCGUACAUUUACAAAUCUGAAAUGGCCUGUCCGGACAUUUAGUUUUAAUUAUACUGGGGAACUAAGUGCUUCAGCAAGUGAAGACUUGUUGAUUGAUUUUUCUAAUGUUCAAACUGGACAAACAGUGCAUCAAACCAGAUGUUGUAACUUAUAUCUAGAGAAACCACAGCCAAGAGUGAGGUUCUGUCAAAUUAAGAUGACGCAGCAGAAUGUGGUAGUGUCUGAUUCCCAAUCUGGAGUUGCCCUACCAGUUUUCCCAACAUCAUCACAAAAGCCACAAGGAGGGUACAUUCCCAUUCCUAGGAUGAGGGUCUUGAAGAACCUUGAAAUCAAUGCAUGGAUUGAGUCCAUGAGAUCCUGCUCUCCCACACAUCGUAAAUCCGCAUCCUCUUUUGCUGAAGAGCGAAGCUCUUGGAUGCUUAACCACCCAUCGGCAUUAGACAUGUUUGACGAAAUUAUGGAAGCAUCAAAGGGAAAGCAAAUUGUCAUGUUUUUGGACUAUGAUGGUACACUGUCCCCUAUAGUGGACGACGCUGACUGUGCUUUUAUGUCUGAUUCGAUGAGAAAAACAGUGAGGAAGCUUGCAAGGUGUUGUCCUACUGCUAUAGUGACUGGCAGAAGCAAGGACAAGGUGUACAAUUUUGUUCGGUUGGCAGAGCUAUAUUAUGCUGGAAGCCAUGGCAUGGAUAUUAAAGGGCCAACAAGAAGUUCCAAAUACAACAAAGAUAGCAAAGCUAAAACAAUUCUUUUUCAACCUGCCAGUGAAUUUCUUCCAAUGAUAAAUGAGGUGUACCAACAAUUGGUUGAGAAGACAAAAUCAACUCCUGGAGCCAAGGUUGAGAACAACAAGUUCUGCACCUCCGUUCAUUUUCGUUGCGUUGAUGAACAGAAAUGGAGUGAACUGGCAUACCAAGUGAAAUCAGUGAUAAAGAACUACCCAAAGCUUCGCCUUACACAAGGAAGAAAGGUACUAGAGAUUCGUCCUGCUAUUAAAUGGGACAAAGGAAAAGCCCUGGAAUUUUUAUUAGAGUCACUUGGAUUGGCCAAUUGCAGCGAUGUGUUUCCUGUUUAUAUUGGCGAUGAUCGAUCUGAUGAAGAUGCGUUCAAGAAAUUAAGAGACAGAGGACAAGGCUUUGGCAUUCUUGUGUCGAAGUUUCCAAAAGACACAAGUGCAUCUUACUCUUUGCAGGAACCCAAUGAGGUGAUGUAUUUUCUUCAACGCUUGGUGGAGUGGAAACAUGGAUCACUGCGAGCGGGAGUUAUGAGUCACAUGAAAUGAAAUGUACAUGCUCUACCCUGCCACUAAAAGGAAGUUGAGCUUGGGUAGAUAUAAGGUCAUUUUGUAUUUUUCGCUGAAGACAGAAGAAAAGAAAGAAAAAGAUGUAUGGGAACAGAAAGACAAAAAAGUGUCUUUGUUGGUUUGAAACAAAUGUCUACAUUCAUGUAAUUAGCUAAGUAGUACGUACUACGUAGAAUAUGUAAAAGUUAAUAUGUAAGUUGGAAUGAAUAGAUUUCUGUGCUUUCCCUCA
Messenger RNA from Lotus japonicus, 3109 nucleotides. Its product is annotated as probable trehalose-phosphate phosphatase J. Gene Ontology annotation, biological process: trehalose biosynthetic process. The record is from RefSeq and is a predicted model, not a curated record. The transcript is spliced from 15 exons. Lineage: Eukaryota; Viridiplantae; Streptophyta; Magnoliopsida; Fabales; Fabaceae. Gene Ontology annotation, molecular function: trehalose-phosphatase activity. Bases 1570 to 2859 code for a protein of 429 amino acids.